AUGGGAGAGAAAAAUGAGGAUGAGAAAAGUUCAGUCCUUUCUUCGCCAAAAGAGGAGACCCCAAUCAGGAACAUAGUUUGUCUGAAGAGAAAAGAGGACAUGAAACGUUUCGAGGAAACCGAGGAGUGCUUCAUCUUAGAGUUCGACCCAUCUGAGUCGCUUCCCCUAUCCAAACUUUCGUUGGACAACAAGAAUAACCAUGACGAUGAUGAUGCCGCUGAUCUCUCCAUUGUUGCUGAAAAGGGUCCGGUAGCUUGCAGAGAUUACCCGCAUUCAAGACACAUGUGUCUUAAAUUUCCGUUCAGUUCAACACCUCAUGAGAGCUAUUGUGAAAUGUGUUACUGUUAUGCAUGUGAUUCAGCUGCCCCUUGUAAGUACUGGACCCAACACUGUGGUGCAGAUGGUGGUGAUUACUGGAAGGACCAGAGGGAUAUGAAGAAACUUGGAAAAGAGUCCGACUGAUGAAAAUAAUAAUUAUAAUAAACUCUUGUUUGAUGUUGCUGUCCACAAUUGGAAAUUGGAAUGACAUGUGGGAACGGGAUACAGAAAAUCAAGUUGGAAUUUUGUUUUUGUGUUAUACUUUAUCACAUGUUAUGUAGUCAU
Gastrolobium bilobum is the source of this 603-nucleotide messenger RNA. RefSeq names its product RPM1 interacting protein 13-like. The record is from RefSeq and is a predicted model, not a curated record. The transcript has 3 exons. NCBI's taxonomy places the organism in Eukaryota, Viridiplantae, Streptophyta, Magnoliopsida, Fabales, Fabaceae. Bases 1 to 462 code for a protein of 153 amino acids.